Corythoichthys intestinalis (scribbled pipefish) is the source of this 8696-nucleotide messenger RNA. Its product is annotated as TNFAIP3-interacting protein 3. Bases 464 to 1456 code for a protein of 330 amino acids. The record is from RefSeq and is a predicted model, not a curated record. The transcript is spliced from 8 exons. Gene Ontology annotation, biological process: regulation of transcription by RNA polymerase II; cellular response to lipopolysaccharide. NCBI's taxonomy places the organism in Eukaryota, Metazoa, Chordata, Actinopteri, Syngnathiformes, Syngnathidae.
CGUUCAUGUAAAAACAUAUUCAAUUUAUGAUUUUUUUUUUUUUGCUAUCAUAUAUUAUUUAAUUAAUUAUUAUUGGAUAGUUGCCGUGCUUCAAGAAUGUAUUUUCUUUUAACUAUGCCCAUCAAAGAUUGUGGCCGGAUCCAAUAGACAGGUACAGUAGGCUGCAAUAAUUUAGGCACUAUUAUGAUUAUGUCAUGCUGGUUUCACAAUCAACAGCUAUUUGACUAAAAUAAUGUAACAUUCCACUUUCUUCUCUUUGUAGAUGCUCUUCUGAAAUAUUUUCCUUCUACCUCUGUACAUCCUGGGCCAUCUUUUACAGUGAACUUAUCCACAUCAGCACCAAGGCCAAGCCCACCAAGUCCAGAUCAACACUGACAUUGGCUAUUUACGUUGGCCCUCAGCGGCUGAUUGUGAGAGGAGAGAUCUUACGCUUCAUUAUUUCAGAAUGACGAUUUGAUCAGCCAUGGAUCAAGAGAAGCUGGUUUUGACAUCUUUAUCAGCAGCCGAUAAGCACAAAGAUUCAUCAGUGACAAGUGAAAUCAACCUCGCAAAAUCAUCUGAAGCACUCUGGUCACCAUCUAUGGAGCAGCAAGCCACGGACAGUAUGAGCGUCACCUCGGCUGACCAGGAAAAGCUGCUGCUUCUCAACAAAAACACGGAGCUUCGCAGAGUCAACAAAGAGUUGAUGAAACUGAAUGACGAGUGGGACCAGAUGUACCGUAACACCACUGUAGGAUUACAGCACAGGCUGGAAGCUUUGGAAGUAGAAAACGCCACCCUUAAAGAACUAAAUAGCAAACUACUGCUCAAAGUUGACAACCAGCAGAGUGCAAAGGACUAUUACGAGCAGGCGCUCAUGCUGCAGCUGAAGAAGAAUCAGGAACUACAAGAGUAUGUCAAGCUACUGGAGGGCCGAAUGCUCGAGCCACUUGUCCAAAAGGACACGGUCAGGACGACCGUCCCCGACCCUUCGUCCCCAACUUCCCCCGCAUCAUGUGUCUCACGGCCCCCCUCCAGUUCAGAGGUGCAACUGCUGGCCAAACCCACAAGCUGCGAUUGCCACCAAGAGGUUGUAGAGUUAAAAGAGCAGCUAGAAGCACUGAGGUGUCAGACUGAGAUCUAUGAGGCAGAAUAUCAGAUGGAGCACAACAUCCACAAAUACACAAAGGAGGACAACCAAAGGCUCAGGAAGAAGCGGGAGGAGAUGCGACAACAGGUGGACCUAUUGCAAGAGCAGCUUAAGGUAUACGAGGACGACUUUCGUCGGGAGCGAUCGGACAAGCAGAUGCUGCAGAGGCUGCUGCUGAAAAAAACAUCAGGCAAAAAGGAGCCGGUGCUCGUGCAUCGCUGCAAUAAUGGAACACAGCCACAAGGAGGAGACAAGCGGACACAGACUGCAAGCAGAAAGCAACACCAUCCUCUCUGUCCCAAGCACCCAAAUAGGGACAAAGACUAAUCAGGGUGGAAACUUAUAAAACAUACUGUGAAGAAAAAAAACAAACAAAAAAAACAAAGGUUUGUUUUUGUCUCAGAAACUCACGGAAGAUACUGAAAAUAAUUAUGUCACAACACAGAUUCAUUGAUUGGAUAUAGAGUAUAAAUUAAAUGCUGUAAACAAAUCAAGAUUUAAUAUUUUUUUGUGCAAUGGAAAAUUAUUGCAAAGCGAUAUUUUUAAUAAAGUAUAUAUUGCUGGUAGAGAUGUCCCGCUCGAUCGGGUCCGAUCACGUCAUUUUCAAAGUAUCGGAAUCGGCAAAAAAAUAUCGGCCAUGCCUUUCUUUAAUAUAUAUAUAUAUAUAUAUAUUUUUUUUUUUUUCAAUUAAAUCGUUUUCUAAUUGUAUUUAACGUUACAGAUAUAAUAUGUUGCACUCAUCCAGAGUCUUUAGUUUAGGCUUAAGGUAGGGUUAUCAAAUUUAUCCCAAUAACGGCGGUAACACGUUUUUUUAAAUGUAUCACGUUAAAAAAUUUAAUGCAAUUUAUGCAUGCGUUGCAUGACCCACUUACGCAUUGUCGCGCUCAAUCUGUAAUUGCGCCAUUUUACCUAUAUAGAGAGAUAAAAGGCAGCAUGAAAUAAGUAGAGUGAAUUUUGGCAGCCUUUGGAGGCUUAUUUUAAUUGGCUAAAGCCUUACAAUCCUUCUCCCUACAAUUAGAAAUAUCAUGGGAAGCAACACCUUAUUUUAUUUCCCAACGCAGAGAAGAUAUAUCAAUUGCUAGCACUACGCACAGUCAUGGUUCCACUUCCCAUCAUGGUUCCACUUCCCAUCAUGCAUUGGGACAUGGCUGCAGUAUCAUUUACUGAAAGCUCAACAAAUACACUAGAUGGCAAUAUUCAGUCACAAUAUACAAAGUCACAAGUCUUUCUAUCCGUGGAUCCCUCUCACAGAAAGAAUGUUAAUAAUGUAAAUGCCAUCUUGAGGAUUUAUUGUCAUAAUAAACAAAUACAGUACUUAUGUACUGUAUGUUGAAUGUUUAUAUUCGUCCGAGUUUUAUUCAUUUUUUUCUUAAUGCAUUGCCAAAAUGUAUAUGAUCGGGGAAAAUUAUUGGGAAUGAUUGGAAUUGAAUCGGGAGCAAAAAAAAGCAAUCGAAUCGGGAAAUAUCGGGAUCGGCAGAUACUCAAACUAAAACGAUCAGGAUCGGAUCGAGAGCAAAAAAACAUGAUCGGAACAACCCUAAUUGCUGGCACUUAUAAAAUAGCUCAGAAGUAAAAAUAUGUAGCAAAAUAAUUAGAGCUGUUAAAAUUAUCGUGUUAACGGGCGUUAAUUAAUUUUUUUAAUUCAUCACGUUAAAAUAUUUGACGCAAUUAACCCAUGCACUGAAUGACCCGCUCACGCAUUGCCUCAAACAGAUUACAAUGACGCCGUUUAUGGACAUUAAGAGUGAAGAGAAAGCCACCGGCCGCUUGGGGGCAGCACCGUUCCAUACUAAUGGUAUUCCUUCUACUAGUUGGAGAAUUAGUAGUUUUGAGACGUUUAUGCUGUUACAUUGUGCUAUUUGUUCUCCACGCAUAUUUCUGUACGUUUUCUUUCUUUUAGUGGCAAUUAUGUGUCUCUUGUUGUAUUUUGGGUAAGAUAUGUACAGAAUUAUAUAUGUUAAAAAGGCGAGUGGACACAGGUGUUCUUUAGACCGCGCCUUUUAUUGGCAAAAGCUUCGGCAACUCCUUCACAACAAACAUAAGUAUCAUUUAGUGAAAGCACAACAAAAAUAAUAUUCCUAUCUCUAAUGUUCACAAAAAAAAAAAGCACUUCAGUCCGUAGUAAUGAGGCCCUAUUCUCACACAGUUAAACAACAAUGCAAAGUGAACUGGCUUGAACCGGCAACUUACUCAGACUUUGGUCACUCUAUUCUUAUGAUUGUUAUUUUUAUUCUUAUUAUAUUAACUCUACUUUUGAUUGAAAUUUUUACAAAUUUUAUUAAAACGAAAACAUGAAGAGGGGUUUUACUAGAAAAAUUACUAUAACUUGUAACUAUAACAUUUAUCUUUUAAGAACUACAAGUCUUUCUAUCCAUGGACCAGUUUAACAGAAAGAAUGUUAAUAAUGCCAUUUGUGGAUUUAUUGUUAUAAUAAACAAAUACAGUACUUAUGUACAGUAUGUUGUAUGUAUAUAUUCGUCUUGUGUCUUAUCUUUCCAUUCCAACUAUAAUUUACAGAAAAAUAUGGCAUAUUUUAGAGAUGGUUUGAAUUGCGAUUAAUUGCGAAUAAUUACGAUUAAUUAAUUUUUAAGCUGUGAUUAACUCGAUUAAAAAUUUUAAUCGUUUGACAGCCCUAAAAAUAAUACAUGUUACACAAUGCUUUAGACCAGUGGUCUCCAACCUUUUUUGCACCACAAACCGGUGUGAUGUGGGCCUUUUUUUCACAGGCCAGCAAUGUGGGCAGAAAAUCACAGUAAAUAAAAAAUAACACGAUGGAGCUAAAGACGAACAUUAAGUGCAGGGAAAAUGUAACUCACCAUAUGCUGAAUCAACCUUUUUUUAACAGCGGCCUCUCCUAAAACUUGACAUCAAAUAUCCUUGGUUGCAGUCAUAAAGACUUCUUCUUCAACUGUGAAAGGUUUCUUGACUUUAGCAAUACGGUUCGCCGAGAGGUAUGCUGCUCUCAGUGUAGUCACUUUUGUUGUCUCGUUUGCUAGCUUUUAGCCACAUAUUAUAAAGAAUGGACUUGGUUGAAGGCUCCCCUUCUGGCUCAGCAGGUAGCCUUUUCCCUGUAAAAUCGCUGUCUAAACGUGUGGGUUUAUUAUUUCCGGGAACAAAUCUGAUGCACCUAUACAUCAUUAUCCAGGACAAGCACACAUAGAUAUUUAAGAGAAAAAAAAUUGAUGCUAGACGCUAGCAACAACUGAUAAUCCGAGCAAACACAGCCAACGGCAGCUAACGUUACUGUUUACAUUGACUGACGCUGGUCUGCUAUGGGUGUGCAAACACCCCAGUAAUGGUGGCCAACCACUAGAGGGCGCCAUACACAAAUCUCUACUCAGAUAAGUCAAGAAGCACAGGCCAGAUUGCGGUGAAUAACAAAUUACAGUGGUACUUCUACAUACGAAGUUAAUUCAUUCUAGGGCCUUGUUUAAAAGUCAAAAUGGUCGCAUGUCGAGCAGGACUUUCCCAUAAGAAUAUAUUGUAAUUCCAAUAAUUCGUUCCACAGCCUGAAAACUUACACUAAAUCCUUAAUAAAUACUGCUGAUACUAUUACAAAUGGCCAUUACACAUAGCAAAACAAAUAAAUUAUAAAUAAAAAUCAGAAUAAUAAUAUAACAAUAAUAAUUCCUGAAAUAAUGUAAUGAAUCGGGUUCUAAUGUGGCGAACGUGUUUUGUGUGGUGUACCUGAACGCACCGCGUGGCUGACAUGACAGAGUAAGAAAGGUGAGCUAGAGAUUUUACUUUCUCCUCUAAUGUUUCGUUGUUGGCGUCACCUGCAGUGGACAGUUGGCGUGUUGUGUUGCACAAGUUCUGAAAUAAAUGAUUAAAAACCUGACGAAGCUGGCUAUUUCUUUGGCGAUGUUACCACAAUAAUAAUUAAACGGAGGUCGUCGGAGCACCUUUGAGAUCGUAGACAUUCUAUGGCCGUAUUGUCGAGCCAAUUCACGGAUGCACACACCACGGUCAUAUUUUUCUGUCUUUUCCAUCUUGAUUUCCAUGGUAAGCGUGGACCCGUGUUGAGUUCUCUCACAAGAAAAUCCGCCAUGUGUCCGUCUUGUGGUGAAGGGAAUAGUUACCUUUCUCGCACACAACAUAUAACUGUUUGCAUUACUCCAACACACUUAAUAUAAUCAAUCAGGGAAUAGUAUCGUUUCUCAUAUUUACUGUAGGACUGUUUGUAUUCAGUGUUGUUAAUCUUACUGAAAAAAAGUAAUUAAUUAUAGUUACAAAUGACUUCUCCCAAAAAGUAAUUGCGUUAGUAACUCAAUUACCUGAAUGUAAGAGUAAUUAGUUACUUGGCAAAGUAAUUGGUGAUAAUUACUUUUUUUUUUUGUCCCUCAAAAAAAAAAAAAAAAAAAAAACAUUGGCUGCACUAUGUGAAGUUUUUUGUGGAGCCCAAUUCUUUACCCUAAUUUACCCUUUACCCUGAAUCAACUGUUAAAAAGUUGUUAAAAUUGCUCCCACUAUUGCAUUAGUUCCCUUCUCUCUACUUUCGACAUAUGAAAGUUUUAAAACUGUUUCAUCAUUUAAAGAUAGAUUCAAGUCAAGAUUUUGCCGAUUUAGAAGUAUUUUAGAUAAAAAGUUACUUAGGUUCCCUAGGAAGUAGUGAUGCACGAUAAUACAUUUUUCAACCGAUAUCGAUAACCGAUAAUUUCCUGCCCCUUCCACCCGAUAACCAAUAAUGUCACGCCGAUAAUUUUAUUCAAAUAUAUAAGUAAAAUUUUAAAGUAUACAAAGAUCAAAUGUUACUGUGCAAAAAUGUAAUUUAGUGCUAUUUUUUUCCACAUCAAAUGUGAACAAGUAGUAAAUUCCAACAUCUAAACAAUGGCAAUGACAUUGUGUAAUGGUAAGGUUUUGGCAACAAUUACUUCGAGAGUAAACACCCAAGUUGCACAAAAAUGCCUUAAAACUAAGCCAUCCCUAACAUAUAUCACAUUACUACACUGCAAAAACAUCUACUUAAAACUAGCAGAAUUGGACAAAACUGUUGAGCGCGCACAUUUGGAGGCUAAAUCAAAUUAUUGCUCCUCUGGGGUUCAGAGGGGCAAAUUAGGUGAACCAAUUGGACUUGUAGUGUGACUGUGAUGACAGAGUAGAGGACAUGAGUUGAGCUACAAGCUGUUUUUACUCCACAGCAAAGGAAAAGUAAUUUCUUUUACAAACAUAUAUGUACACAACAGAAGUUAACAAAAGAAAUGGCCUCCAAAGGUCCAAAAAGUCCAAAUGGCCAUUAAAAAUUUCAACCAUUAGCAUACACAUUUUUUAAAUAUAUAAAUACACAAUAAAAUGUGUACCUUGCUUUUAAAUUCAACAUAUGAAGCAUAUUUAUACAUUGGAGAAUGGAUAUUCUUAAUACAUCUGUAUGUAACAACCAUUUUUAACAUGUACCGACUGGUUUCCGCUAGGGUAUGCUACAUCAUCAUCUUCCUACGCUAGGCCGUUAGCUCCGCAGGUUAGCAUACAACACCAUCCCGUUUGACUCCAAAACGCUCAAUAAACAUCGUUUUUUUUGCUUUUCACACCGUAUAUUAUUAUCCCAAACCCUUUCUAACAUUAAUAAUAUAUGCUAAACAGAUGGAUGCAGAGUUUUAACCAACCUGUGAUGACAGAGUAGAGGACAUGAGUUGAGCUACAAGCUGUUUUUACUCCACAGCAAAGGAAAAGUAAUUUCUUCCUCUGUGGCGCCUCCACUCUUCGCCGUCAGAACGCAACAUGCGCCAUCCGCAGGCCAAAGUAGGAAUUACAUUUAACUCAAAAGAGCUUAUGUUAGAAUCAAUUAAAAUAUUUCAAAGUAUAUAAUUAUCGGAUUGCAUUAUCGAUUGAAUUUGGUUUUAUCUGGAUUAUCUGUGUGACGUCAUAAUUGCCAUUAUCGGCCGAUAAUUAUCGGUGACCGAUAUUAUCGUGCAUCUCUACUAGGAAGGUUCUCUACAACAGAGCCGUCCUAAAAAGCCUACUGGUUUAAGAUGGCGGCUGUCUACUAACGCAUCUAGUGCCAUGUCUAUCAUUUUGCAUCUAGUUAUAUCUAUAUACAGUACAUGUGAUAUCUACCAUGUCUACCAUAUCUACCAUAACAUGCGGGCGUAGUUUGUCGGCUAUCGGCUACAACAUGUAUUAUUGGAGCUACCUAGCAUCGCGUUUGCUCGGCGUCACAACUUUCUUGCCUCCUCCCCGCUCCUGCUCUGCUCUGUCGUCUCGGUGAGUCCGUCUCCCUCAGACUUUUCGACCAAUAUAGUAACGCAUAGUAACGCAUGCCUUUCCGUCCUCAGUAACGGUAACGGCGUUGCCAAGAUGAGAAAAGUAAUUAAUUAGAUUACCCACUACUGGAAAAAAUAACGCCGUUAGUAACGCCGUUAUAUUGUAACGCCGUUAUUAACAACACUGUUUGUAUUACUCUAACACACCUAAUAUAAAAUAAAUAGCACUUAUACAAUAGUUUAAUGAAAAGAAGUAGAAUAGAGGGCAUAAAAGAUACACAACGCCAUCUUAUCACAGAAGUGUGCGUCACGAGCAAGAUUGACGCACCAACUCUUGCAAUCAGUUCUCCCGGGCAAUCCAGGACAAAGAGCAGGGCAUUCUGUCCGAAAACAAGUAGCAUCGGAGAACACCCCAUAUCCAACUGAUAACACAACUGACAAGACUCCAAGAGCCCUUUGACACUGAGGGGGCAGAAUCCACAUCCUAGUUACCCGGACAACAGUAACUCCAAAUUCUGCCUGUCCAAUCAACAAAAGACAAUAAUCCCACACACACCCUUCUUCUUCCUUCUUCACACCCUUCUUCCUGCCCACGCCCCGCGCCGCAAGAGCUUUCAAAAGACUGAACAUUUAGAUAACAACUGUCGCUUCUCGGGGACAUUUCGAUGUAGCCGUUGUUUUGCCGACCCUGGAUCCAGCAUUGUCUCUCCGUCGUUUUUUUACCUUGUUUUUGACUAUUGUCGAUGAAUAAAUAAACCUGUUUUCGGUGAGCCUUCUUUGAACCGUUCAAAAUGGAGUCAGUACAAAGGGUUAACACCGGUGUGAACGCGCGGGAUUUUGGCCCCUCCCGGCCAACUUGCGGGAGCGGUGCCAGCGGAAUACCAUUUGGUUUGGCUGUCGCUGUUUCCGCGGCUUGGCCGGUAAAACAAAGAGACUGCGGCGCUGUCAUAAAUCGUCGUACUUCGAGCAGGUCGUCUGAUGUAGAAACAAAUGGCAAGCCAAAUUUUACGUUGGAUGUCGAAAAGAUCAUAUGUCAAAGCGAUCAUAUGUCGAGGUACCACUGUAUUUAAUAUCAAUUUAAUAUUUAAUACGGCCCUGCUUUAGGCAACUGCAGAUGGAGGACACCAACAAAAGGCACUACUGCCUAAGUGCCACAAUAUGUUUUUCAGUCAAGGUAUUGGCAAGGUAUUGUUGACAACGAUUCAAAAAAAUGUACAGUAUAUACCUAUGCAAAGGGGUGAACUGGUAUUUGGAGAAAAUUUAACCAUACCACAAUAUGAAAUAUCACAAAUGUAAGAAUAUCAUGCUGAUGGGGGGUAAACAAACAAAGUGUAACAUAUUCAUAUUUUUGUUAAUAUUUGCUGCGAUAC